Molecule: messenger RNA, 2100 nt
Organism: Rosa rugosa (rugosa rose)
Lineage: Eukaryota; Viridiplantae; Streptophyta; Magnoliopsida; Rosales; Rosaceae
Exons: 3
Coding region: 1-2100 (699 amino acids)
Molecular function (GO): zinc ion binding
Source: RefSeq, a predicted model, not a curated record
AUGGUUGAUCCUCUGGUUGCUAGGUGCCUUUACUCUGGCAAAGGUUAUAUGAUUCCUUUGAAUCAAUGCAUGAGCUACUCUGAGUUGUAUGAAGACAUUUUCCGUACAUUCCAGUUGUUGCCAAGUGAUAUUAUUGAGCUUCAGUAUUCAGUUCCAGGUUGUGAAGUUUGUUUUCUUCGUAACAAUCGUGAUUUCCAGAUGCUGUUUUGCUCUGCUAGAAUACAUAGGUUAGAGUGUGUCGAUAUUUCAGUUUUAAAGAUUGGGGGAGGUUGUAGGAGAACUUGUUCUGUGGAUAGUGGGUCGGAAGUGAUUGAUGAAGAUGAUUAUUUGGGUGAUGCAUUCAGGACUGAAGUUCACAAGACGUAUUUGUCUGAUGAGUGGAGUUCUUAUAUUCAUCAUGUCGGGGAUAAGUUUCAUGGUGCUGCUGAGCUCCGUGAGAAGCUCAGGAAGUAUGCAAUUGCAGUUGGUUUCGAGUUUGUUUUGCUGAGAAAUGAUUUGGACCGUAUUCAUGCAGUCUGUGCAAAUGUUGGAACCGAAGGAUGUCAGUGGCAUCUUCGUGCUUUUUCAUCAUCUGCCAAUGGUUGCCUUUACAUAACAGAGUUGAAUAAUAUUCACACUUGCAAGGGUGUAGUUAGGACUCAAAAGAACAAGCUUUUGGGAUCCAAGGUUGUCAAGACUUGCAUUGCUGCUGAUGUUAGCUAUAAUCUUUCAUUGACGCCAAGGGAGAUUAUGAGCAAGUUCAAAUCAACUUAUGGGUUUGAUAUUUCCUACAAGGUUGCCUUGAAAGCAAAGCAUCGGGCUAAGGAAGCGAUUUAUGGUUCCGAUGCAGACACGUUUAGCAAGUUAUCUUGGUAUAAGGAAGCUGUUUUGCAGAGUAAUCCCGGCUCUUCUUUUGUGUUGGAAGUUGAACCAUCGACAAAUCGUUUUCAGAGGCUUUUCGUAGCUUACGGAGGUUGUGUAGAAGGGUUUAAAUUCUGUUUGCCUGUGUUGUAUGUUGAUGGAACGUUUGGUUUCUACCCUCUAGCCAUAUGUUUUUGUGAUUCUGAGACAGAUGCAAACUGGACAUUCUUUUUCAAGCAUUUGAAGAGUCUGCUUGAACCUCAAGGAAGAGUUAUCACAUUUAUUAGUGAUCGGUGUGUUGGAUUGUUGAGUGCUUUCGAUAAGUACCUUCGGCGGUACAAUAAGCGUAGCCCGUUAGAGCUAAUUAUGCUUGCAAAUGUACAUGUAUGUACACACUUGGUGGCGAACCUUGCCGGUAAAUAUAGGGGUAAAGGUAAUUCAAAAUUGAUUGAAGAUGUUAAGCAGAAGUUUUUUAAGGUUGCAUAUUCAUCUACUGAGAAGGAAUACCGUUUCAAUUUGCGGUUGCUUAGAGCAGUUGGUGGUGCCGAUAUUAUUGACCCUUUUCUUGCUGAAUUGCCUGUGGAAAAUUGGUGCCGUGCAUUUUAUACUAGUUGCCGAUAUGGAAUUAUGGCUAAUGGGAUUGCUGAAUCAUUUAACUCUUGGAUUGCAAUUGAGCGUUUGAUGCCAGUCUAUUGUAUGCUGGACCAGACAAGAAUUAAACAAAUGGAGAUGGCCGGUAAGAGGAGGGAAGAGGCAGAACGUUGGACCACAGAACUAACUCCUAAAAUGGAGGAAAGAUUGAAGGUGCAAAUGGAGAAAUCUCGUCGUUUCAGUGUCCAUUAUUCUAGCCCUGGAGUUUAUGAGGUUCGAUCUGACUUUUCAUAUGUAGUCAACAUCUCCGAUCAUUCAUGUUCAUGUGUGAAAUGGCAGAUCAAUUGUUUUCCUUGUCCUCACGGCCUUGCUGCAUUACAGGCUGCUUCUGUAAAUGUAUAUGAUUAUAUUGAUAAGUACUUUCAGGUUGAUAUGUUCAAGAAGAGCUACAGUUUUCCUAUCUGUCCGAUAACCAAUGUUGAUAUGUCUUCUUCAGAAUCUGCUUCUGAAUGUAUUUUACCUCCCCUUUCGAAGAGGCCCCCCGGGAGGCCUAGGGUGAAGCGGUUCAAGUCGGUUGGAGAGGCUGAAAAGAAGCUGAUUCGUUGUGGUCGUUGUGGCAAAAUGGGCACUCAUAACAAGUUGAGCUGCACUGAACCUCUCGUUCAGUAG